AUGAAACACUACCCCUUGAUCUCGGUUAUAGAAUAUCAUUUUCGAAUCGAUCACAAGACAUUCUUCAAACAUUUGUUUGAGGUACUUGAGACCAUCAAUGUCUAUGUCCCAAUGUUUGAUAUGGAUAGAAGAUUGGAAGCAUAUGAGGAUUCCUUUUUACAGAUAGCACCAAUUAUUGACUAUCCCCCCGAUAUCUUCAACAGAUAUUCGAUUGUGGACACCAGUUCAAUCAACAUCUCUGAACAUGUGGAGGGGUUCCCUCGAGAGGUGACCACCUGUCGAAUGAUUAUCGACACCACCAUUGUUAAGAUAAGAAGACCCUCACCAGGACCAAACAAUCAAGAUCUCCAAAGGUCCUUCUACAGCGGUAUGUUUCUGUUUGUUUUUAAAAUAAUGCAGCGCUAUCAAGUUAACUCACCGACAACAACUAAUGUGUCGUCAGGCAAACACAAAUUUCAUGGCAUCAAGUUUGAAGUAGGAAUCCGACUGGAUGGCUACAUCGUUUGGGUUGGCCCUCCUCAACCAGGAAGCAAGCAUGAUUUAACCAUCUUUGACGAUGGAGAGUUGGCCAAUGAGUUACUGCCUGGUGAGAAGAUUUUGGCCGACUCAGCCUACGUCUCAAAGAACCACCCAUUCGUUACACCAAUUAAGAAACAGAGGAAUACCAGAACAGUCACCAAGUUCCUCACAGUUGAACAACGCAUCUAUAAUUUCCAGAUCUCAAGAUUGCGUAUCAAGAUUGAACACUGCUUUCCAAAGGUCAAGGCUCUCACGAUGUUUGGCUCCACCCUAUGGAUCACAGCGCCACCACCUCGAUCUAUACUUCCGCGCAGCAUGUGCCCUCAU
Molecule: messenger RNA, 846 nt
Organism: Acytostelium subglobosum LB1
Lineage: Eukaryota; Evosea; Eumycetozoa; Acytosteliales; Acytosteliaceae
Exons: 2
Source: RefSeq, a predicted model, not a curated record